This is a messenger RNA of Cladophialophora yegresii CBS 114405, 1053 nucleotides long. Its product is annotated as DnaJ like subfamily B member 12. The transcript has 3 exons. Lineage: Eukaryota; Fungi; Ascomycota; Eurotiomycetes; Chaetothyriales; Herpotrichiellaceae. Bases 1 to 1053 code for a protein of 350 amino acids. Gene Ontology annotation, cellular component: endoplasmic reticulum membrane. The record is from RefSeq and is a predicted model, not a curated record. Gene Ontology annotation, biological process: cellular response to misfolded protein. Gene Ontology annotation, molecular function: Hsp70 protein binding.
AUGUCCGCAACAGCCUCUGGCUCCGAUGCCAGAGCAAACGGCUCCGCUGACCCACGGGCUCAUAACCAGGGAAACCAGGAUCGCAAGUACACACCACAGCAGAAGGCAGAAGUCCUUCGAAUACGGAAAUGCAGCCCUACAGCCUUCUACGAGAUCCUUGCGAUCGAGAAGACGGCAAGCGACGGGGAGAUCAAAAAGGCAUAUCGCAAGAUCAGUCUUUUAACACAUCCCGAUAAAAAUGGUUAUGACGGAGCCGACGAGGCUUUUAAGAUGGUCUCUCGCGCUUUCCAAAUAUUAUCAGACGCCGAUAAGAAAGCCAGGUAUGAUCAGUUUGGCGGCGAUCCCGACAACCGGUUCUCCAGCAGUGGUGCUGCGUCUGCUGGAGCCAGUCCCUUCAGUGGGUUCGCAAGGUCGUCCGGUAGGGGCCCUAUGUAUGAAGACGAGAUCUCGCCCGAGGAGUUGUUCAAUCGGUUCUUUGGUGGAGGGAUGGGGCCUGGAUUUCAAUUUGGCGGCGCGGGCUUCGGAGGGCCCCAAUUUGUUUUCAAUAUGGGCGGCGGCCCUGGUUUUACAGUACAUCGUAUGGGAGGCAACAGACCGAGAGCCAGACCGCGAGAUGGAUCGGAAACCGGCCCAUCGGGAGUGUCUGCACUCACACAACUUCUCCCGCUGCUCCUGUUAUUCGUCCUCCCUCUGUUGUCAUCCUUAUUCACUGGUUCGACCGACUCAGGCCCGCACGUUCGAUAUGACUCGCCGGUACCUCCGCAUACGAUGCAUCGGGUCACUCCCCGGUAUAAAAUCGACUACUUCCUGAACCCCGCUGAGGUGGAGGGUUACACUUCAAGGCAGUUUAGUUCGCUGGAUCAGCGGGCAGAAGUAGACUAUGUCUCGACGUUGAAGUACCAAUGCGAAACUGAAGUACAGCGGCAACGGCACGAAAUCAACGAGGCUACGGGUUUCUUUUUCACAGACGAGAACAGGCUGCAGAGAGCGAGGAAUAUGGCUAUGCCUGGAUGCCGGCGGCUGGACGAGUUGAAAGUCAAACGACAGUAUUGA